UCACCAUUUCACAACCAUUUUAACAAGAACUGUUUCAAGCUUUAUUUAUUUUCUGGAUACAAUUUCAAAUGUCCACAUAAAAUUUAAGAAUAGCAAAAAACUCUCACAUACUUUCAACCAAAUAAUAAAAUUUGUUAUAUUUUGUCACAUUUGCACCUUCUCUUGUAUGUAUAUGCACAUGUACAUACAUAUAUACAUAUAUAUUAUGUAUAUAAUAUAUAUUUGUCCAAAUGAGAAUCAUCAAUUAAUGCUAAAGCCAGUAGAUGAGAAUCUAGUGAAGAACAGAAUAUUUAGUCUCAAAAUAUAUUCCUCUAAAAUACUUAAUGUUACAAAGAGAAAAUGCAAACUUAUGGUGGAGAAUCUCAGCAGACAUAACUUUAACCAAUGAUCUAGAAUAAUAUCACCAAUGUUGGGACAACCCAGUGUCAUGUGCUUCUUGAUGUGAGACACUGAGGACAUAACCUUCUUUCAGUAAAAUUCCUGUUGAAAAGUGCAUAUUCUGAAUCUACUUGUGAGAAAAUAUCAGACAAAUCCAAUUUAGUGACAUUCUACAAAACAGCCCGCCAGUACUUUCCAAAAAUGUCAAGGUCAUGAAAGACAAAGGAAGGCUGAGUAGCUAACUGCCUUGCCAGGAUUAAACCAAAGUAAAAGAGACCUGACAAUGGAAUUCAAGUGAUCCCAGGAAAUAGCUAUAAAGGGCAUUCUUGCCACAAUUAGCAAAACUUAAAAUAUGAACAGGUGUAUUAAAUAAAAGAAGGUUCUGGUUAAAAUUCCUGGUUUUGAUCUUUGUACUGAGAUUGUAUGAUAAUGCCUUUGCUCUUAGGAAAUACAGAAAAACUAUAAAGGGAUAAAGGAAUAUAAUGUCAGAAACUCUUGGUUUUAAAGAAAAAGGAUGUAUUAUAUAGAGGAUGCAAAUAYGGCAGACUAAACAUUCCUCUGGUUGAAAAGUAUAUGAGAGUUCUUUACUAGUCUUACAAUUUAUGAAUACGUUUGAAAUUUUAUCAAAAAAUAAAAGAGCCUUUCAGUGAACACACUAUCAGAAGUGGCCUGUCCACAGCUCUGUCACGCUUAUUACUGGCCAGUAUUACAUUGUGAGUUUAAUACUUAAUUUUUAUUGUGUGCAAGACCUGUCCUGUUCUAGGUGCUUUAAGGGGAUAAGCACUUUGAAUCGUCCCGCUCUUAUAGAUGAAAAGUAAAGACAGGAGGUUGAUGAACUUGCCCCAAAUAACCCAAGUGGUUUGUCUCCUCCAGUGGUGAAGAACUUCCAUUAAGGCAGAGACUGUCUCUGACUUUUCUCUGAGAUUUAAAAUGGUACCUAGCACAUUCGGUAAAUAUCUGAAGAUUUCAACUAACAAAUACGGGGCACCUACUAGAUAAUGGGGGUACAAAGCAGUGAUCAAGAUAUUUAAAAACCUGUGCCUAAAUGGAGCUUCCACCCAGCGCUGUCGGCCCACACCCAAUUAACCACCACAUUUCAUUUGGUGGGAAGGCAGGCCCAUUUUAUUUUGCUGAGUAGGAAACUGAAGUUCAGGGUGGGGCAAUGAGAGAUCGCUGGGCUGGUAAGUAGGAGUGACAGUGAGCAUUCCAACCCAGUUGGUUCCCAGGCCCGAGCUGGGAAUCAAUCAAACUAACGAAUCCAAUCAUCCAAUCAGUAUAUAUUAGGCACCAACCGCGGGCGGUUAGUCCUCACGCAGUUCUCGAGAGGAGAGGCGGUUGCGGUGCGCAGGCGGCUGCGUAGUCCCGGAGGCCGCCGCGAAUCGCGGGAAUUUGGCGCGUAUUUUUUGUAGGUCGGGUGUUCUCGCCCGUGAUUGGGCCCCGGCUUAGCGUCCCCGGGUGCGCUGGGUGGCGACGGCUGCGUCGACCUUGCCGAGACCUGGGCGGCGCAGAACUCGGCUGGCCUCCCGGGGGAUGGGCCACCAGGAAUCUCCACUGACCCGGGCGGCAGCAGGAGGUGCAGCUUAUAUAAAGAGGUUAUGUAAAGGGCUCAGCUGGCGCGAACACGUGGAGAGGCACGGGAACCUGGAAGCCUGGGCCUCCCCCGCGAGCGCCCCUGCCACCACCGGCGCAUCAGUGAGAUCUGUCGUACGCCUCACUCGGGCCACCGCCUCCCGCGAAACUAGGUCCCGGAGGCAGCUCCGGCCCGGAACGGACCAUCCCCAGGCCAGGGCUCCAGGGGGAAAGCGGGCCGCCCGGAAGUGGAACGGUGCCGGCCAGGUCACAAUCCAAGGUCCCGCUCCUCCGCGUCCCGGGGCCGGACGGAGGGAUGAGGCAGGGGGGUCCCGGGCAGCACCGUUGCUGCUCCCCCCGCCGCCUGCAGCCAUGGAAACGGGGGAGGAGGACGGCGCCCGCAGAGGUACACAAAGCCUGGAGCGGAAAAGGCGAAGCCCAGUGCCGCGGGCGCCCAGCGCGAAGCUGAGGCCGGCGGCGGCGGCCCAGGCCAUGAAUCCGGUGGCGGCCGAGGUCCCGGGCGAGGCCUACCUGGCGAGGAGGCGGCCCGAGGGCGGCGGCGGAUCUGCGCGGCCGCGCUACAGCUUGUUGGCGGAGAUCGGGCGCGGCAGCUACGGCGUGGUUUACGAGGCAGUGGCCGGGCGCAGCGGGGCCCGGGUGGCGGUCAAGAAGAUCCGCUGCGAUGCCCCCGAGAACGUGGAGCUGGCGCUGGCCGAAUUCUGGGCCCUGACCAGCCUCAAGCGGCGCCACCAGAAUGUCGUGCAGUUUGAGGAGUGCGUCCUGCAGCGCAACGGGCUAGCCCAGCGCAUGAGUCACGGCAACAAGAGCUCGCAGCUCUACCUGCGCCUGGUGGAGACCUCGCUCAAAGGAGAGAGGAUCUUGGGCUGUGCCSAGGAGCCCUGCUAUCUCUGGUUUGUCAUGGAGUUCUGUGAAGGUGGAGACCUGAAUCAAUACGUUCUGUCUCGGAGGCCGGACCCAGCCACCAACAAAAGUUUCAUGCUACAGCUCACGAGCGCCAUUGCCUUCCUGCACAAAAACCACAUCGUACACAGGGACCUAAAACCAGACAACAUCCUCAUCACAGAGCGCUCUGGCACCCCCAUCCUCAAGGUGGCGGAYUUUGGACUGAGCAAGGUCUGUGCUGGGCUGGCACCUCGAGGCAAAGAGGGCAAUCAAGACAACAAAAAUGUGAAUGUGAAUAAAUACUGGCUGUCCUCAGCCUGUGGCUCAGACUUCUACAUGGCCCCUGAAGUCUGGGAGGGACACUACACGGCCAAGGCGGACAUCUUUGCCCUAGGCAUUAUCAUCUGGGCAAUGAUAGAAAGAAUCACUUUCAUUGACUCUGAGACCAAGAAGGAGCUCCUGGGGACCUACAUUAAACAGGGCACUGAGAUCGUCCCUGUCGGUGAGGCGCUGCUAGAAAACCCAAAGAUGGAGUUGCACAUCCCCCAGAAACGUAGGACUUCCAUGUCUGAGGGGAUCAAGCAGCUCUUGAAAGAUAUGUUAGCUGCUAACCCACAGGACCGGCCUGAUGCCUUUGAACUUGAAACCAGAAUGGACCAGGUCACAUGUGCUGCUUAAAAUUCAGGGCUGAACAUCUUGGGUGUUUUUAAACUAGGUUGAUCCUUUGGGACCCGUAGUCUCAUCGUGUCUCCGACAGGACGGCAGAGGGUACAGGUGAUGGCUUGGCUGGUUGGCGAUCUCCCGACAGCGACAUCUGGAUCUCCGGCAAUGUGAAGCUUUUGUUUGGGUUUCCCCCUCCUUUUAGUUUUCAUUUCCCCCAGCCCCCCUUUUUUAAUUUAAACCAUCAAGACUUUGGAAGAGCAGAGAGCUAUGCUGUGGACAGGCACCAUUUCUUUAAAGAAAUUCAGUGUGGACAAGGCAUAUGUAUAAAUUUCCCUGUUCGUUUUUAUAAGGGUUUAGGGAACGAUUUUGGUUUUGUCCUUCAUUUUACCUCUGUCUCUUUGUUUUACACAUCUCCCAGUUCUGCUCAUACAGCAUCUCACUUCUUGGAGAAGACCCUUCUCCCCGGAGAGCAUUUUGGGUUUCUCCUGGAAUGGGACAUGAAGACUCAAGGAGGCCGUGGGCCACCUCCCUACCAGAUGCAGAAACUGCUGGAUUCCUUGGUGGGCUGGUCCUGGCCCUUGGCCCUCGAUGGGACAGAGGCGAAGAACCACCUGGAAAAGGGCGACUAGGGCGUGGCCAGGAGGACUCCAGAAAGGAGGCCUAAACUCUGGGUUUGGUUCUCUUUAAGCUCUUGGGAGCCCCAGGCCACACCAGGACUCUCAGUGCUGAGAAUCUGUUCCCUCUUGUGUCCUUUACAACUGGGAGUCCCCAGGGAGGAGGUAACAUGUGACCAUCCCUGUUUGCUGCAGAUGACUGGCCACCUGACCCCAGCCCCACAAGCCCACCUCUCUGUUAGGAAACUGUUGUGCCAAACCUCUGCCCAGGACACACUGGGUCUUCCAUGGGCAUCUGUCACUGUUGAGGUCACCCCUCCCUGCUGCCUCCUGAUCGUCGUCUUCCCAGGUGUGCUGCAAGUUUCUAGGCCAUCACAGAGACUGCCGGAGGCCACCAGCUGGUCAUGACCAUGGCCAUGAUAACAGGGCACCCUGAACUGGCCACCACCUUCGUGCGGUGAAGGGUAUGCCCUGUGUGCCGGGGUCCACGGUGUCACACGAGGACACAUGUCAAGAGCCAUCUCCCUCUCCCCCAGGGACUUUGCUAGUGCCCGCCCUCAACACAAGUGCGUCUGAUGGGAAGAGAAUGGAGCUGCCCUGGGCAGGAAGGUGUCUGGCAGGACAGGGGAGACCCCGUGCCUGCCAGGUGCCGGUGUGGGGGCUUGUCACCUUAAAGCACCCCUGGCUGUGACCCCUCGACACUGCCAUCACUGUCUGGGUGGCCCUCUGCUCCUGGCAGUGUUCUUGCAGCCUCCCUCUUGGGCUGCGUCUCCAACCUGGCCCUUCUCCCUGGGCGGCCCUCUGUCUGGCCCUCACAUCCAUAGCAGCCAGAUGGGAUUGGGCCUCUGGGAAGAGGAAGGAGUCAUUCCUAUUUGUCGAGUGUUUUGUUUUGUUUUUGUACCUAAACCAACAGAGGAGUGAUGGGGAAGCACCUGGAGGGCGUUGUAGUUGGUGUGAGACCAAGGGGGACUUCCCCCAAAGCAGCAGUCCUCUGGCCCUGGGGGUGUGGGAGACCAGCACAGCACGGAGCCCCUCAGCACCAGGGUUCUUCCUCCCCUUGGCCGGUGGUUGGCUGCUGCCAGCAGGAUCCUGCAGGGCCCAUGGCGGUCACCUGUCUCCUCUCCCGACUUCUCAGGCAGCCUCCUGGGCACACUGCACUGCAGCUGGAGGGUCGGGCAUCAGGGUUCCUUAAUGAGUGCAUGUCCCUUCUCUGCCCCCCAGCCCGUCUUCCCUGGGGGUCAGCUCGGCCUACAUGAGCAAAUGGGAAAAGCAAGUCUCCUACCCGGCACCUGGCUGUGGUCAUUCUGAAACCCCCACGCGGGCUUGAGCCUGGGGUGCCUACUUUUUGCCUGCCAUUCUCUCCUGCUUCCCCCAGUCUCAGCUCUGUGUUCCUAGGGCCAUAGCGUGUCCUCUUGGUGUCAUAGUCUUCCCCUGUAGGCCUCAGGGAGGCAGCUCGGCAGGGGGAUCUGCUUCCUUACCUUUCCUCCGGGACUCCCAGCCAGCACCAGCUUGGUGGUAGGACUCCCUCAGCUCCAACUAGGGCCAGCUCUUUAUCCCCAAGUGCCUGUCCCUCCCGCCCCGCCUCCCUUCCCCUGCUGAUCCAUUUUGUCCACCACGGGUACACGGCCAGGUGGUGGGCAGCCUUGGGUCAGCCCCGGGGCCCAUGCAAUCUCUCAGGGCCACUCCCUGCCACCCGCUCAGGGAUUGGCCCCCUCUUCUAUCUCCCCUCUUCCUCCUCCUCCCCAGGCCUCUGCGGGGCCUCAUCUCAGCACCUCCAGGUUUGUUAGGCCUGUCCCAGUUCUAGGAGUUUCCACACCCAAGGCAGCACUCUGUCAUCCUCUUCUUGGGUCUGUGGAAAGGCUGGCUUGUUGGAGACAUCUUGGCCCUGGCCCUUGUGGGUCUGAGCUGGGAUUUUCCUUAGUGUGAGGCAGCCAGGACAGAUCACAGUGCCUUAAUCUCUUGCCUCCCCCUCCAGCCCAGUGAAAGUGUGGCUUCCCUCCCUGUCUGUCCAUCUGUCACUUGCACUCACAUUCCCUCCUACCCACAGACAGCCCCAGGGGAAGGAGACCCUCUGCACUCCCACGCCCCCUUCGUGAGGGCUGCAGCCAGGCACAGGUCUCCCCACCCACCUCCAGGCCACUCCCGAGCAGCUUUAGCCCAGGACAGAAAACCGCUGCAUACAGGUGCACCUUUGGCCUCCACCUCCCCAGUAGGUGUCCUGCCCCUUACCUCUAGCCAGGAGGACACGGCAGUCUGCUGCUUCCAGGCUGAUUCCACCUGACCCCUUUCUGGACACUGGGACUAAGGUUGCCAGCCUUAGCCUCAUCUCAUCCCAGGGGCAUUGGGACAGGUAAUGGGAACUCCUUCCUCCCACCCUGAUGGGCUCUGCCCGCAUGGCUGCCUUUCCAAGGGAGUGUAUCAAAUGUUUACCUAAGAAAUACCCUGUUUACAGCUGGAGGAGAAAUGUGCCCACAGUGGGUGGAGAUCUAACUCUCUGGAAAAGGCCUGGCCUCCUUUGUGGCACUGCCAGUGGUGGCCCCAGAGCGGAUGCAGGCAGAGAUGCCUAGGGUGGGGGGAAGGCCCCUCGCUGCCCCUGCUCCCCACCUGUGGUGCUAAGACCACUCCCUCUCCCCCAUGGCCUCGUCCCAAACAUUCCCGCCUCCCUGCUCCUUCCUCCAAGAGCCUCGGCUCCUUACAUAUCACUUGUCUCCUACCUAGAAAACCAGUGUUUGGAGCAAUAAGAUGAUUAUUUUUGCUUGAAUCUUUUUCUAAGAAAAGGAAAAGAGCUGCCAUUGUGGGAAUCUAGAUGCUGUUGGCUGUUUACCUCUUUAGAAGAUAAAAGGACGGUGUCUGGACUUUAGCCUUGGGGUAUCUUUGGACGCAUGGAAGAGCAGGAGUCUGGCUGCCAUCCCCAAAGGAGGGGACCCUAACUCUGCCCUUGCCUUGCCAUAAGGCCCCUUCCAGCCCUGCCCCUGUGCUCCCCUGCACCACCACCACCACACACAUCUGGAGGCACUGACGGGUCUACUCUGGAUGGGUCUCCCUCCCCUUGAUUAGUUGUCCCUCAGGCCUGUCUGGCACACAAGACAGCUGCUAGCAGGCAGCCUCAGAACAGCCAAGCUUCUAUCAGCUCUCCAGACAGGCAGGGUUUGGAGGCCGAAGCCCAGGAAACUGCCUCUUCCUCCCUCCCACACUGAGCUGGAGCACAGUGUGGACCUGCCCUGCCCCUGGCUCUGAGGCAGGGGGCUCCUGUCCUAGACAUGCUCUUGAAGGGAGACCAGCCCCAGUGCACCAUGGUACUGGCCACUGUUAGCAUCCACCACCGUCACCAAGAGACUAAUCCACUGCCAUUGGCUGCCCAGGGAACCCUAGGAUUGCAGAGGCUAUCAAAGGGAGCCCCUCACCCUAGACACUUUUCUAGGAGAGACCAUGGGAGGAAGGGAGCUUAUUURGGGAUGCUUUAAGUCAUCUUGUGCCCUAGCUUUAAAGAAGUCUUGUACCCCAGGGGCUUCUUCCCAUCAGUAGGGCAGGCAGGAUGUACAAUAAGUUCUUCAAAUUUGGGACAGUCUUGGGCAUGAGGGAGGUUUGAAGCCAGGCACAAAGUUAGUUUUAAAUACUAGUUAAUAAAUCUAUUUUUCUUUAUUUUCUUUUUUUGCACAGAAGCUGGUAAUCUAGGACCUACGUGUGAACAACUUUAUAUGAAUAUUUUUUGUACUUGGUUUACUUGGGUUGGUAUGAUACAUUAUAUUUAAGUUCCUUGAACACUGUGGAUCCCCCUAAUGUGUAUGAAUGACUGAGGCUUUGUAAAUUAAGGGACGUUUGUGUGAAUA
This is a messenger RNA of Urocitellus parryii (Arctic ground squirrel), 7957 nucleotides long. RefSeq names its product serine/threonine kinase 35 (gene Stk35). NCBI's taxonomy places the organism in Eukaryota, Metazoa, Chordata, Mammalia, Rodentia, Sciuridae. The record is from RefSeq and is a predicted model, not a curated record. Gene Ontology annotation, molecular function: ATP binding; protein kinase activity. Gene Ontology annotation, biological process: negative regulation of G2/MI transition of meiotic cell cycle; protein phosphorylation. Gene Ontology annotation, cellular component: cytoplasm; nucleus.